AUGUCACAAUCAGGUUCAAAGCACCAACAACCUGCAAGCCCUGAAGAAACUCAAGAAGGCAUUGCAUACAAAGAUCUUUCACCAGAACAACAAGAAAUGAGCGAUAUUUUACACAAAACGGAGAGCUAUGACCUAGAUCUCUUAGGUAUCGCAGACCUUGGUCGUGAUGGGAUUUUCCGUUUUCUCGAUGCCGAUCGAAAUAUUCUCUAUGCAAUUGCGUUGAGACCAGCAUUGAUAAAGGCUCUUUUGGACCGUUUGCCUUAUGAUGAGGAGGAAGAAAAGUCUUGGCGCGGAGUUGAUGGAACAAAGGUUCCCAAAGAGCAGUGGUACAAUCCGCCCCCAGGGAUUCUCCCCCCACCAUUGGCUGAGGAACAUCGGAAAGAAGGACGAGAGAUUAAUGAAAAGCUGAAAGACAAGUUGGACGAUAUUCGCGAGGAGUCAAAGAAUUACAAGGGACGCCUUGUCUUUCUAGAGUCAGAUAACAAGCUUGAAUAG
Molecule: messenger RNA, 495 nt
Organism: Fusarium venenatum
Lineage: Eukaryota; Fungi; Ascomycota; Sordariomycetes; Hypocreales; Nectriaceae
Source: RefSeq, a predicted model, not a curated record